This is a messenger RNA of Impatiens glandulifera, 706 nucleotides long. RefSeq names its product B3 domain-containing protein Os01g0723500-like. Gene Ontology annotation, molecular function: DNA binding. NCBI's taxonomy places the organism in Eukaryota, Viridiplantae, Streptophyta, Magnoliopsida, Ericales, Balsaminaceae. The coding region runs from base 28 to 495 and encodes 155 amino acids. The transcript has 3 exons. The record is from RefSeq and is a predicted model, not a curated record.
UCACACUUUGAAGUGAGGAUUUUCGAUAUGAGUGGAUUGGAAAGAAUGCCAUUGAUGGGAAGCUGUGAUUCCAUGUCAUUGAGUGAAGAACUAGCAGUUCCUGCAAUUCCAUUGAAACAAGUUCAUCCAGAAGGCUCUAACAAUAAUGAUAAUUAUCAUCUUUAUGAUGAGAUGUUGGAGAAAGCUGGAAUCAAAUUCCCUUAUAUCUUAAAGCGUUUAACCAGUUACCAUGUUGAGAAGAUUUUCGUGAUGAAUUUCUCCAAAUCCUCUGUUUUAGAACAGUACUUGCCAAGUGAAAGAGAAAAUAUAGUUCUACUAAAUGCAGAGGGAAGAUCAUGGGAAGUGAGUUAUAUUCCAAAGAAAAACAGAUCAACACUUUCUGGAGGUUGGGGACGUUUUGCCCAUGAAAAUGGUCUAAAGGUGGAUGAUAUGUGUGCUUUCGAGAUUCUCUCCCAACAUGAAAUUCGAGUGCAUGUGUUGGGGGAUUUGGUUUAAGGAAAAGUGGGUGUUUUCUUUUGAGAUUGAUGGAAGUUUUUGUUGUAUUAAGAAUGGUUUAAGACUUGUUUUGUUUGAUCCUAAUGGUGUUUUAUCAGUUUGUUAUGCAUGCAUAGUUUAUUUAGGUUUAUGAAACAACCGGUGUUCUUCAUUUUGAGAUGUAUGUUUCUAAGAAUGUAUGCAAGAGAUUAUGGUAUUGAUGAAGUAUAUG